Molecule: messenger RNA, 3240 nt
Organism: Vigna radiata var. radiata (mung bean)
Lineage: Eukaryota; Viridiplantae; Streptophyta; Magnoliopsida; Fabales; Fabaceae
Product: glutamate receptor 3.7
Exons: 6
Coding region: 279-3008 (909 amino acids)
Cellular component (GO): plasma membrane
Molecular function (GO): glutamate-gated receptor activity
Source: RefSeq, a predicted model, not a curated record
ACGCAUCAUUUUUCAAUCUUUUGGAAAAAUGGAAUAGCAUCUCUCCUGUAUGCCAGUGAAUGGGUUGAAUUGAAUGCUUAUAACUUCACCUCAACAACUCUUAGGCUACAGGGCAUGGUUGUACUUCUGCUUUUCCAGCUAAACUCAUCUGGGCACCGGUCAAAGUGUAAACUUUCUUCAAUUUCAACCAUGUUUGUGCGCUUUUGGAUGCUGGGUGUCUACAAGUUCGGGUAUUUACGGUGAAGAAAUUUUUGGUCACUUGAAAUUCCGGGUCAAGCAUGAAGAAAUUCAUGGUUUUGCUCCUUGUGACAUGGAUUUGGAUAUGUGGUGUUGCUUACAGCACAACGCCUGCCAGUGUGAACAUUGGUGCGGUUUUUGCUUUCGAUUCGGUCAUAGGUAGAGUUGCGAAGGAAGCUAUGGAAAUGGCCAUUUCUGAUAUCAAUAAGGACCCCAAUGUUCUUAAUGGAACCGACCUCAACUUGAUAAUGAAGGAUGCCAUGUGCAAUGCUUUUCUGGGAUCAAUCGGAGCUUUUCAGGUACUUGAGAAAGGGGUUGCAGCCAUAAUUGGUCCCCAGUCAUCCGCUGUAGCUCACACGAUUUCUCAAAUUGCUGAUGCUCUCCAAGUUCCUCUUGUUUCAUAUGCUGCCACUGAUCCGACCUUGUCCUCCCUUCAGUUUCCUUUCUUUAUUCGUUCUACGCAAAGUGACUUGGCACAAAUGACUGCAAUGGCUGAUCUUAUUGACUUUAAUGGAUGGAAAGAGGUCAUUGUUGUAUUCUUAGACGACGAUUAUGGAAGAAAUGGAGUAUCUGCUUUGAGUGAUGAACUUGAAAAAAGGAGAUUGAAAAUUUCUUAUAAACUUCCUUUGAGUAUUAAGUUUGAUCCGGAUGAAAUCACCAACUUACUCAAUCAAUCUAAAUUGUUUGGUCCUCGUGUGUAUGUUAUUCAUGCCAACCCUGAUCCGAGCUUGAGAAUUUUUUCUAUUGCCCAUAAACUUCAAAUGAUGGCCAAGGAUUACGUGUGGCUUGUCACGGAUUGGCUCUCAGCUACACUAGAUUCAUUAUCUCCAGUGAAUCGAACCUCUUUCAGUGCUCUCCAAGGGGUUGUUGGUCUUCGUCAACACAUUUUGGAUUCCCAAAAAAAGAGAGAUUUUGUUUCUCGGUGGAUGAAAAGGCAAAAAGAUGGAUUGACAAAUACUAGUUUGAACUCCUAUGGAUUUUCUGCUUAUGACACGGUUUGGGCAAUUGCACUUUCAAUUGAUAAGUUCCUCAAAGUAAAUAAUUUUACCUUCAUGCUUCAUGAUAACUAUAAGUUAUCUCAUACAGAAGGAAUUGGCGUUCAGCUUGACAAACUCAAAGUCUUCACUGGUGGAUCUGAUCUGGUUAAGAUAUUAUUACAAUCAAAUUUUACUGGUGUGAGUGGUCAAGUUCUGUUUAAUUCUGACAGAAAUAUUGUGAGUGGUGGUUAUGAUAUUAUCAAUAUCAAUCAGUUGGGAAUUUCUAGGGUUGGUUUUUGGUCUAAUAAUUCUGGAUUUUCAGUUGUACCCCCUGAGACUCUUAAGAAAAGGGCACACAGCAGGUUUUCCAAAGAUCAGAAGCUUGACAACAUUACUUGGCCUGGUGGAAAGACAGAUCGACCACGUGGCUGGGUGAUUGCUGAUAAUACCAAGCCUCUGAGAAUUGGAGUGCCAAAAAGAGCAAGUUUUGUUGAAUUUGUAACUGAAGUGCCAACUAGUCAUGAAAUUCAGGGGUAUUGCAUCGAUGUGUUCAAGAAAGCCCUAGAAUUUAUUCCAUAUGAAGUUCCCUAUGUAUUCAAGCCUUUCGGCAAUGGUAAAGCAAAUCCCAAUUAUGAUGAACUUGUGAAAAUGGUUGCUGAUAAUGUAUAUGAUGCUGUUGUUGGAGACAUUGCAAUUGUGACAAACCGUACAAAGAUUGUAGAUUUUUCUCAGCCUUUUGCAUCAUCUAGCCUUGUCAUAGUGGCUCCUAUCAACAAAUCAGGAUCAAGUGCUUGGGUGUUCCUCAAACCAUUUACAGCAGAUAUGUGGUGUGCUACGGCUGCCUCAUUUUUGGUGAUUGGAAUUGUUAUAUGGAUUCUUGAGCACCGAGUCAAUAAUGACUUCCGUGGUCCUCCUAAGAAGCAAAUUGUAACAAUGUUAAUGUUCAGCCUCUCAACCCUGUUUAAGAAAAAUCAGGAAGAUACCAUAAGCUCCCUUUCUAAAAUGGUGAUGAUAGUCUGGCUUUUUCUGUUGAUGGUGAUCACGGCUAGCUAUACAGCAAGCUUGACUUCAAUUCUUACAGUGGAGCAGCUUUCAUCCCCCAUCACAGGAAUUGAGAGCUUGAUUGCAAGUAGCUGGCCUAUAGGGUACCAAGUGGGGUCAUUUGCUUACAGCUAUCUGGCAGAUAAUCUUUAUAUUUCAAAAUCAAGGCUUGUUUCAUUAGGCUCCCCUGAGGAAUAUGCUUUAGCAUUGCAGAAGGGACCUUCUGGUGGAGGGGUGGCAGCUAUUGUAGAUGAGCUUCCAUAUGUUGAGUUAUUUCUGUCAAAAGAAACUGAUUUUGGUAUCAUUGGACAGCCAUUCGCAAGAAACAGUUGGGGAUUUGCUUUUCAAAGAGAAUCUCCUUUUGCCUUUGACAUGUCUACAGCAAUUUUGAGACUUUCUGAGAAUGGGGAUCUUCAUAGGAUACAGGAGAGGUGGUUCUGUAAAAUGGGCUGUCCUGAAGAAAGGACAAGCAACUCGAAGCCUGACCAGCUUCACUUGAUUAGCUUUUGGGGCCUGUAUCUUUCAUGUGGUGUUGUCUCUCUUGCUGCACUCGUUCUGUUUCUGCUGCGAAUGAUUCGGCAAUACGCCCGCUUCAAAAAAAAGCAAAAGGAUAUUGCUUCUUCGUCCUCAGAACAACCAUCAGGCAGCCACUGUUCCCAGGUUGUUGUUAACUUCUUUAACUUCAUUGAUGAGAAGGAAGAGGCCAUCAAGAAAAUGUUCACUCCAUCUGACAAUCAUCACAACCCCAACUGAGUUCAUUGUAGUUGUGUUGCAAACAGGUUGUUUCCUUAAGAUGUUUAUAUGAUACCUGAUUGAAAUAUAGUCUUUGUAUAGUGACAAAUAAUGUUUAUAGGAUUUGUUCUGUCACAGUCUCUGUAGUCGAAUAGAAGUGCUGCUGCAUAACAUAAGUGGGUUUACUCAUGUCCAUUGCAGCAUGUUGUGCAAUUUGAGUGCUAAUCAGUUAUACCAUUUACUUGCUUCUCUA